Messenger RNA from Cyphomyrmex costatus, 3600 nucleotides. Its product is annotated as xanthine dehydrogenase/oxidase-like. Gene Ontology annotation, molecular function: 2 iron, 2 sulfur cluster binding; FAD binding; oxidoreductase activity. Lineage: Eukaryota; Metazoa; Arthropoda; Insecta; Hymenoptera; Formicidae. The record is from RefSeq and is a predicted model, not a curated record.
AUGUGUUAUGAAGGGGAUUGCGGUGCCUGUAUCGUAAAUGUAAACUUCAAGAACAAAAGUAUAGCUGUGAAUUCAUGUCUUGUACCAGUACUGAUUUGUGACGGAUGGGAUAUUUAUACGAUUGAAGGUAUAGGAAACAAGUUAGACGGUUAUCAUAAGAUUCAAACUGAGCUUGCUAAAUGGAAUGGUUCGCAAUGUGGAUAUUGCUCACCUGGCAUGGUGAUGAAUUUGUAUAGUCUCGGGUUACAAGAAGGUAUGUCUAAGAAGCAGAUUGAAAAAUCAUUUGGUGGCAACAUUUGUCGAUGCACUGGAUAUCGCGCAAUUUUGAAGGCUUUUAAGACAUUUGCCAUCGAUGCUGUUUCAAUGGAAUCGAAGGCCGUUCACGACAUUGAGGAGUUAUAUAAGAUUAAAGUUUGCCAUCCCCGGCAAAAUUUGUAUCCCCGUUUGUAUCCCCACAAAAUGCCAUGUGUACGUACUUACUACGAUAAGCAGCAUUCUGAUGGAAUCAAAAUUUUGAGCAUAAAAUUAGAGGACGCGUGCUUUUACAAAGUUACUACAGUCGAGGCUCUAUUUGAGUUAUUAAAAAGCAAUCCACAGGCAACGUAUAUAUUGAAUGGAGGAAAUACUGCACAUGGUAUUUAUCGUUCGAGCAAGAAAAAUAUGUACAUUGAUAUAAACAAUAUUCCAGACAUGAGUAACAUUACAAAAACUGAUUCGACUUUGGUACUAGGAGGAAAUGUAACCCUUACCAUGGCAAUACAGGCAUUCCAGAAAUAUUCAAAUGAAAGCGGAUUUAAAUAUCUACGUCAAUUGAACAAGUACAUGAAACUGAUCGCAAAUGUUCCCGUACGAAAUAUUGGCACCAUAGCGGGGAAUUUAAUGUUAAAACACGAGCACAGAGAGUUCCCAUCCGAUUUGUUUUUGAUGUUACAGACUCUCGGUACUCAGGUACACAUCCUGGAAAGUCCCUCUCAGAAGCAAAGUUUAUAUCUGUGGAAAUUUCUGAAGCUCGACAUGCACCAUAAACUCAUUUAUAGCAUUGUAUUACCAAAUCUUACUGAUCAGCACAUAUAUAGAUUCUAUAAGGUCAUGCCUAGAGCCCAAAAUGCUCGCGCUCAUGUCAACGCUGGCUUUCUCUUUAAAAUCGAUACCGACGGCAACGUGUUGGAAUUACCUGACAUUAUCUUUGGUGGCAUUAAUAAAGAUUUUUAUCACGCAAAUCGCACGGAGGUUCUAUCGUUGGAUAAAAAAAUGUUUGACCAGCAAGACUUAAAGUCACUGUUACAAAUGUUAUCUGUGGAGCUACAACCUGAUCAUAUGCUCCCGAAUUACUCACCAGAAUUUCGCAAGAUUCUUGCCAUAGGAUUAUUUUACAGGUUCAUGUUAAGCAUCAAACCGGAGAUAAAACCUUUUUAUCGUAGUGGAGGCACUACAUUAAAACGAAGUAUCUCUUCAGGUAAGCAAAAUUACGAUAGGAAUUUCGACGAGUGGCCAGUGAGUGAGCCUAUACCAAAGUUAGAAGCUUAUGAACAGGCAGCAGGUGAAGUCCGAUAUUGCAAUGAUCUGGGUCCGUAUCAUGGAGAAGUAUUUUGCGCUUUCGUUGUUACCAAAAUCUGUAAAGGCAGGAUCAAAAGUACAGAUGCAAGCGAGGUGCUUAAAAUGAAGGGCGUAAUAGCGUUCUUCAGUGUCGAUGAUGUACCGGGACGGAAUUUGUGCAUUUCUGCCGCCAGUAAGUUGACGUCCUUGCCAGAGGACGAAUUGCUGUUCGCUGAAAAGGAUGUUUUGUACGCCGGUCAACCGGUCGGCGUAAUAGUCGCGGAAACGCAUAAUUUAGCGAAUGAGGCUGCGGAUUUGGUACAAAUUAUAUAUAACACACAUGAGAAAAAUCCGGUAAUAAGUAUUGAGGAUGCUAUUAAUGCGAAUGAUAAAACUAGAAUCAGGGAAAGCGUCAAUAUUCCAGCAAAGAAAACAGCAAAUGCAAAAAAUAAACUUAGCAUAAAUUGCGUGAAUGUAAUUUUUUUUAGCAUCAAUGUGCAUGUCAAUCGACUUGGUGGAUCGUAUGGAUCAAAAAUCUCACGCAACGCGCAAAUUUCAUGUGCUUGCGCAUUGGUAUGUCAUAAACUGAAUCGUCCAGCGCGAUUCGUCACGACGAUAGAGAGCAAUAUGCAAUCGAUAGGCAAAAGAUGUUCUGCGCGACAAGAAUAUGAGAUUGGGGUGAACAACAAUGGAGUUAUACAAUAUCUCGACUCGAGACAUUGGAGCAACUGUGGGUCUAGUUUCAAUGAAUCACAGGCUGCUAUGGUAGCUUCUUACAUGCAAAGGAGCUGCUAUUUAACCGAUACUUGGACGUUGAUUGGAUUCGACGUGAGAACGGACUUACCGUCAAACACGUUUUGUCGGGCGUCAGGAUCUACGGAAGCCGUGGCUAUGAUCGAAAAUAUAAUGGAGCAUAUUGCAAAAGUGACACAAAAAGAUUCUGUAAAAGUCAGAUUGGAAAACAUGAAUAAUGUGGAUAAACCUGUUUUAACAGAUAUGAUUGAUGAUUUGAUGGCAAAAUCCAAUUAUUUGAAGAUCAUGGAGGAUAUUCAGCACUUCAAUGGAAUCAAUCGUUGGAAGAAAAAGGGAAUUGCUCUGGUACCAAUGAAAUACUUGAUAACAUAUGAUAAAGGACAAUACAACGCAAUGGUGUCGAUAUGCGCUCGCGAUGGUACGGUAUGCGUGACACAUAGCGGUAUUGAAAUCGAUCAAGGUAUACAUACGAAGAUUGCUCAAGUAGCAGCUCGUACAUUAAAAAUCGAUAUUCACAAAAUCACCAUUAAUCCAAGCAGUAAUUUAACGGCACCCAACACGUCAACUACAGGACACAGCAUUACCACGGAAAACUGCGGAUACGCAACCGAACAAGCUUGCAUACAAAUUUUGAAGAAACUGGAGCCAAUAAAGAAAAAAAUGGGAGAAACGACGUGGGAGAAACUUAUUUUUGAAGCGUAUCGAGAAGGCAUUGAUUUGUGCGAACGUUACAUGCUGGUUACUGGACUAACGGAAGAUAUGAAAUCUUACCCUGUUUACGGUGUUACCAUUGCCGAAAUAGAAAUCGAUGUGCUGACCGGUCAGCAUAUUAUUAGGAGGGUUGAUUUGAUGAUUGAUAGUGGUCUAAGCUUGAAUCCAUUAAUUGAUGUCGGUCAGGUGGAAGGAGCUUUCGUGAUGGGAAAAGGAUUCUGGACAUCUGAAGAUCUGGUGUACGAUCCUGAAACAGGAAUAUUAAUGAAUAACAAAUCAUGGAAUUAUAAUGCACCAGGAGUGAGGGAUAUUCCAGAAGAUUUCCGUGUAUACUUACGCAAUAACAAAGUCGACGCAAUUGCUAUCUACGGUUCAAAAUCGAUCAAUGAAGCACCGCUUUGUAUGAGUUACGUAAUUCCAAUAGCGAUCCGCAAAGCAUUGGAUUCUGCUCGAAUAAAUGCAGGAAAUAACGAAUGGUAUCAAUUGGAUGGACCGUGUACUACCGAACGUAUACUUCUAAAUACUUUAACUAAAGUAGACAUGAUGGUUUACGUAAAGAAAUUUAGGAAUUGUUCACAACGAAGCCGGUGUUUGAAAUAA